UCCGUGUCACUCAGGUGCGGCUGUGCAAGUUGUCAACGUAAACAAUGUCUAAUAAAGAAGUAAAAGCGGCUCUGAAAAGUGCCAGAGAGGCCAUUAAAAACAAGGAAUUCAAAGAGGCUCUAAAACACUGCAAGACUGUUUUGAAACUUGAGAAGAACAAUUACAAUGCCUGGGUAUUCAUCGGCUUGGCAGCCAGUGAACUGGAGCAGCCUGAUCAAUCACAGACAGCCUACAAAAAGGCCGUGGAACUGGAGCCUGAGCAGCUGCUGGCUUGGCAGGGCCUAGCAAAUCUUUACGAAAAGACUGAUCAGUGGGAUUUCAAAGUUGAGCUACCUAACAUCUAUCAGAAGCUUGUGGAGCUCUAUGCAAGCUCAGACAAAAAGAAAUGUUAUGAGGUGAUCAAAAAGCUGUCAGAUAUCUAUCAGUCUGACAAAGAAUAUUCAAAGUUGGCAGAGGUUUGGCUGCAGCUCGUUCAGCUGAAGGAGGAAGAGGCUGUGGAUAAGAAAGAGUUAGUGCAGCUUUUGCAGCAGAUGACCCAGCUCCUGUCAGACUGCCUUAAUGAGGAGGAGCAGGACAAUGAAACUCAACAGCAUAUAAUCACAGCUUUUGAGAAGGCCAUGGUUCUCAUGGAUCCUGUACCAGGAGAGGAGCACAAGAAGGUCUCCGCUGACUAUAUUAAAUGUCUUUCUAAAAUGCCAUUAGAAGAAAACAAAAUGAAAGUGGCAUGCCAAUCCAUGCUGUCCCUCUACCCCAACCAAAGUUAUCCUCUUGAGGUCCUUUGUAGUCACUACCUUAAAACAGGUUAUUUGGAUGAGGAUGCAGUUAGCAGUUUCACCAAACUCCUGGAUCUGACUCCUAACAAUGGAUUAGGCCACUUGGGUUUGGGUACCAAAGCACUCCAAGAAAGGAGGUAUCAAGACGCCAUCAAGGACCUCUCACAAGGACUCAAGAAAAUGAGCUCAACCACUGGAUGGUAUAAUCUGGCAGAAGCUCAGUUUAAAGUGCACAGAUACUCCAACAGCGCUACAUCAUGCUCCCAAGGUUUGAAUAUAUGUGUUUCUGGAGACAAGGAGCUGAGGGUCAAACUGCUGAGAUUAAAGCUAGAGGCCACAGUGAGAAGUGGAGGAGAGAAGGCUGCAGAGCAGGCUUUGGAGAUGUUUUCGCAGAUUUCAGAAGCUGAAAAGGACCCAGUUCUUUUAGUGCUUAAAGGACGUGCACAUCUCAACAAAGGACAGAUUAAUCAGGCACUUAAGGUGUCAUCAGAGCUGGCGAUCUCCAACCCAAACCUGGCUGAGGGAUUUGCACUGAGAGGACUGAUACACAUAGCUGAAGGCCAGCAGCACCAGGGAGAGCAGAGUUUCCUGAAGGCCACAAAGCAGAGACCAGACUGUGGAGAGUUUUAUUUCUUGCUUGGACAACUCUACUGGGACAUGGGAGAAGAGACACGUAAAGACCGGAGCAAAGCCCAUACUCACUUGCUAAAGGCUGCAAAGUUAGAUCCACACCUUGGCUGUGUAUUUCGCUACCUUGGCCAUUAUUAUCGAGAUGUGGCGAAUGAUUAUGGCCGUGCACAAGGCUGCUAUAAGAAAGCCUUUCAGUUGGACGAUGACGACGCUGAGUCUGGAGCUGCAUCAGUGGAUCUUAGUAUGAGACAGGAGGAUAUGGACACUGCAUUAUCAAUACUUCAGUCAGUGAUAGAGAAAGCAACUCCAGGCUCAGCUAAAUGGGCCUGGAUGAGACGAGGCCUUUACUACCUGAAGACUGGAGAACACCAACAGGCCAUAUCUGAUUUGCAGGCAGCUCUGAGAGCUGAUCCUGAGGACUGGGUGUGCUGGGAGUGUUUAGGUGAGGCCUACCUUAACCGCCGGAGCUUCACAGCCGCUCUGAAGGCCUUUGGUAAGGCCCAUCAGCUUCAGCCCUGCUCCAUCUACAGUGUCUACCAGGCUGCUGCUAUCAAACAGACUUUGGGCAAGUUCAAAGAGGCAGUCUCAGAGUACUUGCAGAUAACAGCACAGCAGGACUAUGUUCCUGCUCUUAAAGGUCUUGGGGAGUGCCAGCUGUCUCUGGCAAAAACUUUAAUGGAGGACUGCAGAGAUGGAGGAGCCAUUGACCUCAUUCAGCAAGCUAUACAGAACCUCUUCAGAGCUGUACAGUUGCGACCAGACCUGUCUUGUUUGUGGAAGCUGCUGGGAGAUGCUUGCACCACAGUUUGCAUCGUGUCUCCAAACAAAGCCCGGGUUCUAGUGCCUGCCUUACUGGCUGGUUUGGACCCCAACACAGAGGGCCACAUGUUGAACCAGUCCCAGGUGCUCAAAGCUGGUGAGAGGUGCUAUGCUCAUGCUUUGAAGCUGAUGCCUGAGGUCCCCAGCCUUUGGUAUGAUUUAGGAAUCAACUAUUACCGCCAGGCCACCAAACCACCUGAGGGAGACCAGACCUCCCUGUCUCUGCUACUGGAGAAGGCCCAACAGUGUUUGAAAAAGGCUGUCAUGAUGGGCAGUGGGAACCAUAGCCACUGGAAUGCCCUUGGAGUGAUUUCCAUGAACAAAGGUCUUGAGAACUAUGCUCUGGCUCAGCAUUGCCUCAUCAAGUCCAUACAAGUUGAGCCAAAUAAUGUUGUUGCCUGGACAAACCUUGGUACCCUGUAUUUGAAGAAGGACAACAUAGAGCUGGCACACAAGGCUUUCAAGAUUGCUCAGUCCUUGGAGCCACUUUAUGUCAACUGCUGGAUUGGACAGGCACUGAUAGCGGAAAACGUGGGAAGCUAUGACACCAUGGAUCUUUUCAGGCACACCACUGAACUUAGCACACAUAUGGAAGGAGUGAAAGGUUAUGCCUACUGGGUUUGUUCCACCCUGCUGGAUAAGAGCAACAGAGACUCUGAACUGUAUCGCUACAACAUUUUGCAGAUGAAUGCGAUCUCUGCUGCUCAGGUGGCACUCAGCAAAUACACAGAGAGGAUCCAGUGUGACCCUGAUGCCUUCAUUAUGCUGGGCUACCUAAAUGAGCAUCUGCAGCUGAAGAGGCAGGCCUUGCAGGCUUACCAAAGAGCGGUUGAACUGCUUCAGUCCACGUCCUCUUCAGAAGAGCUGGCUUUUUCUCUGGGCUGUUAUGGCCGGGCUUUGUGCACCUCUGGCCAGUGGGAGGAGGCGGUGCAGGUUUAUAAUUCUACUCCACUGCAGGAGCUCAGUGACCUUGUUGGGCUGGCUCUGGCCUACUGCAGGGCAGGUCUCUUCCCAGAAAGCAUUAGUGCCUAUGAGCGUGCCUUGGCUGUGGCUUCCAGUGAAAAGGAGAAAGCCUACAUACUGACAGCUUUGGCUUUGCUGCAGAAUCGGCAGGGCAACCUCGACUCAGCCAAGACUCUGCUGUUUAAAUGCUCAAUGUUAAAGGAGCCAAUCUCAGAGUCGCUGCUGUGUUUGUGUGCUGUGGGAUUAGUCCACGGUGAUGCUACACUAGCUUCUGCUGCUUUGACUGAGUUGCUAAAACAAGGUUCAGCCUCUGGGAACGUUGUGGAGCAGCGAUGUCUGCUCACCUGCUCCUUGCUGGCUCUGCAGGGCAACUUCAGUGCCGUACAAAGAGAAGCUUCCAGAGCUGUACACAGCAAUCCUGGAAACGCAUCUCUGUGGGCCCUUCUCUCCAGAGUAGUACCACAAUACUACCCCAGAAAGGCAAAUGGUGGUGCAGUGGCUGGCCAUGUUGCCUGUCUCUCCAGUAUGACCCAAGGAAAGAGGGCGUUGUUGCACAGUGGAGUGAAUCAGCUAGCUAGUGGGAGAAACUCUGGAGAGGACAAGCACAAGAAUGCACUGAAGACCAUGCAGAGAGCUGUUCUCCUUUGUCCUGAUGAUCCAGCUACAUGGGCCGGGUUAAUGGCUGCCUGUCACACCGAAAACACUUCUUGUUAUCUUUCUGGCUCUGCCCCUCGCAGACAAGCACUGGCAAAUCUCAUGUCAGUGGUUUCUGAGAAAGUGCGUAAUGUGGAGGAGAUAGAACGUCCUCUAGCUCAGACUCUGGAAGGCUGGGUACUACAGCAGGCGGUGACGGGUCUCAUGCUGGAGGGGCAGCUGGAGCAGGCGGAGGCCCUCUGCACACAGGUGCUGAACGUGUCCCCUGAACACCCAGCAGUGAUGCUGUCAUUGAGACAAGUGCAGUGUCAGCGCCUCCUCAUGGCUAAUAGUGGUACUGUCCUCCCUGACACUGUGCUGGAGCAGCUCAACAAUGCCGUGAUGAUGAACCCCACCAACCUUGGGGCAUGGCAUUGGCUGGCUGAGGUAUAUCGUAAUCAGGGCCUGCUGGUUCAAGCAGUCAUGGCUUACAGACAGAGUCUGCAGCUGGCCUCGCAGCUUGGCGUGCACAGCUGCCAGGUAGCCAGCCUGCUCCGACUUGCCCUGUUAGCGUUUGGACCCUGUAUGGCGGGUGUCCCAGGAAAUGAGUGGCAGGACCUGGUGCUGGAAGCUACUACUGAGGUUUUGAAGCUGGACUCAUCCCCAGUGGCCCUCCUUUUCCAGGCCCUCCUCCAGUAUGUGACCAAGAUGGCUGCUAGGGAAACAAGACGUUUGCUGGAGAGGCUGGUAUAUGUUCCCUCUCAAGAGUUCCCAGUGACAGUGGUGCAGGUGGCCAGCUGGUAUCUCCUUAGACACUUGCAUGCCAAAAACGACCAGGAACUCAUGAAUGUCCUUUUGCAACAUGCCAAAAUGAAUGGAGAUCAAAGAUUGCUGGAGUUUCAUUCACUGCUUGCCUCUUCUUCAUCCUGAAUUUUGCAACUGUAUCACUGUGCAUCUACUACUACAUUAUGAAAUCAUGCAUUAGCUGGUUUGUUUACAGACAAAACACCACUAGUUCAACUUACCUGGGUCUUUCAACUAAUUAUAAAAUCUUAUCAAACAUGAGAUUAUGGGUCUGAUAUCAUCAUUGUGACUUUAUUGGCUUAACAUAUUUAUUUGAUUUUACAUCGUUCAGGAAAUAAAAUCAGUUCAUUCAUUUAACUCAUCACUGCUACUGCAUGUUUCAGAUGUUUCAAAAAUAGAAUACUCAUGUCGACAUUCAGGAUGAAAUAAAGACAUUUUGCUCAUAUAAA
Messenger RNA from Amphiprion ocellaris (clown anemonefish), 5071 nucleotides. It is a transcript of the gene skic3, whose product is annotated as SKI3 subunit of superkiller complex. Gene Ontology annotation, cellular component: Ski complex. Gene Ontology annotation, molecular function: protein binding. The record is from RefSeq and is a predicted model, not a curated record. Lineage: Eukaryota; Metazoa; Chordata; Actinopteri; Pomacentridae.